AUGGCGUUUGGCCCUCGACUGCGAACCUGGGCGCUUUGCCUGGCCGUGCUCGCCAUCUGUGUGUAUGCUGCUCCACAGAGUGUGACAGCCGCAGACGCGGCCGAAAGCUUGAGCUUGGAACAGCUCGAUGACGAACUGCAGAGUUCGAGAUGGCCAUCAGCAGAGGAGGCUUCCUUGUGUGUAAUCGACGUGGUUGGUGGUUGGCGCGGCUGCUCACGAGGGGUCGCGUGCGGAGAGAGAGCCGACGUACGAGACCGAGCAGUGGAAGAAACGACACGAGAAACUCGCCCAAGGACACCGACUGACUCGCUCUACCAGGCCUGCUCCAUUGUACAGCAGCUCAACGCCGCCAAGGCGGCACAUCACGACGCGCAGCCCUCGUCGCUGACGACACGCCUCUUUGCCGUGCUCUUCCCCGGCUCGCCCGCCGUCAACGCGCUGCUCGCGACGCUUUACAUUUCCGGCCCGCCCAACUUCCUUCUCGCCCUGUGCCCGACCAACAUUGAUCCGGCCUCGCUGUCCGUCAUGGUGGCCUUUGCCGUCGGCGGCCUGCUCGGCGACACGCUCUUCCACCUGCUGCCCGAAAUCUUCGUUGGCGAGGACGACCCCACGCGCGCCACCUUUGUCCUCGUCGAGCCCAACCGCAACCUGAUCCUCGGCCUGGCCAUCAUGGUCGGCUUCCUGGUCUUUGUGGCCAUGGACAAGGGCCUGCGCAUCGCGACGGCAAGCAGCGGCGGCGGUGCUCAUGGCCACAGCCACUCGCACGCGCUGCCGCCGCCGCAAGACGUCGUGGCGGGAGCGGCAACGGGCGUGGACGCGGGUGCGGCGCGGGCAGGCGUCAAGGCACGCAAGGGAACCAAGGCCGCCAGUGAGGUGGUGGCUGUUGUGGAGGAGAAGAAGGAGAUUAAUCCGAGCGUCAAGCUCGGCGGCUACCUCCACCUCAUCGCCGACUUUACCCACAACAUCACCGACGGCCUGGCCAUGUCCGCCAGCUUCUACGCCUCCCCGACCAUUGGCGCCACCACCACCGUCGCCGUCUUCUUCCACGAGAUCCCCCACGAGGUCGGCGACUUUGCCCUGCUCGUCCAGUCGGGCUUCUCCAAGCGCGCCGCCAUGGGCUCCCAGUUCGUCACCGCUAUUGGCGCCUUCCUCGGCACCCUCAUCGGCAUCGCCGUACAAGAGUUUGGCGGCCCCGGCGUGGAGCAGACGACGGGCAUGCCCCGAAACGCCGGUCUCUGGGGCACCAGUCUGACCUGGGGCGAUAUGCUGCUUCCGUUCACGGCUGGUACCUUUCUCUACGUCGGGACCGUCGCCGUCAUUCCGGAACUGCUCGAGACAGGUCCCAACAAGUUGCAGGAGCUGCGCAAGACGCUCACCCAGUUUGCGGCUAUUGCCCUGGGUGCCGGUAUCAUGCUCUACAUCUCAUGGCAUGAUUAA
Molecule: messenger RNA, 1437 nt
Organism: Cordyceps militaris CM01
Lineage: Eukaryota; Fungi; Ascomycota; Sordariomycetes; Hypocreales; Cordycipitaceae
Product: Zinc/iron permease
Exons: 4
Coding region: 1-1437 (478 amino acids)
Biological process (GO): zinc ion transmembrane transport; intracellular zinc ion homeostasis
Cellular component (GO): membrane
Molecular function (GO): zinc ion transmembrane transporter activity
Source: RefSeq, a predicted model, not a curated record